Lachancea sp. 'fantastica' is the source of this 2388-nucleotide messenger RNA. NCBI's taxonomy places the organism in Eukaryota, Fungi, Ascomycota, Saccharomycetes, Saccharomycetales, Saccharomycetaceae. The record is from the annotation of a GenBank genome assembly.
AUGAUUGUACCCGAGGGUAUUUUCAUCGGGGGUAAUAGACAAACUCAGGUUAGUUCCUUCUCUUCGCAGCACGAAAUUCUGGCCUUUGGAGCAGGAAAAACCAUUGCUUUAUGGAAACCUUUGGAUUCGAGUAGUCAUGGAGUUUAUAGAACUUUGAAAGGCCACAAUGCCGAAGUCACUUGCGUCAGGUUUGUUCACGGGACGGAUUUGCUGAUCUCUGCAUCAGAAGAUUUCCAAAUUAGAAUCUGGAGGAAGCACACCAGCACGCUGGAGAAUGGCAGGACUACUUUUGAGUGCAUACAAACAUUGACCCACCAUAAACAUACGAUUACUGCCAUUUCGGUACUAGAAACUAUGUUUGUCGUGGGCUGUGCGGAUGGAUCAGUUUCCAUAUGGGGCCUGGGCGCUAAAAAUGAAGCAAAACUGAUGCAUGUCUUCGAGCCCAAAAAGAAUACUUUUCCUCUGAGUUUGGCACUACAAGAAAUCGACGAAAACAAGGUACUAUUGGCUGUCGGAGGAACCAAUACCAAUGUUUUCAUAUAUUCUUUCUUAUGGGAACCCAAACUUUUAGAAUUAUCUGAAUUCCAGCAGGCCGCUGUCUUGGAGGGUCACGAAGACUGGAUCAAGGCUAUAGAUUUCCAUCAGGAAUCGGCAGGAAACUUGAUGCUUGCCACAGGGUCCCAAGAUCGAUACAUUAGACUGUGGAAGAUAAGAGCGAACGAGCUUAUUGACAAUUCUGACGAAGACAAGUCCAAACUCAAACUUCUGAGCAACAAACAAAGCAAGUUUACAAUUGGCUCCGAUUUCAAAGUAGCCAUCAGUUUUGAGGCCUUGAUUAUCGGUCACGAUGAUUGGAUUUCCAGCUUACAAUGGCAUGAAAAUCAGCUGCGUCUCAUGGCAUCAACUGCGGAUACCGCAGUUAUGGUAUGGGAGCCAGAUGAGGACUCUGGCGUAUGGGUUUGUACGUCAAGACUAGGUGAACUAUCAUCUAAGGGUGCUUCCACUGCCACUGGAUCUGCAGGUGGAUUUUGGUCAUCUAAUUGGCUCAUCAAAGGAGGAGAAGACUACAUUGUAACCAAUGGUAAGACCGGCUCUUGGAGGAUGUGGAAAUCGGAUGGUGCAGGCUUAUGGGAACAACACUUAGCCCCAACUGGACCAGUUAAAUCAGUUACAGACGUUGCAUGGGCUCCCAAUGGCCGUUACUUAUUGCUGACAUCCUUGGACCAAACUACAAGGCUGGUUGCUAAAUGCAUUGACCGCAAUUCAAAAAGUUCGGGUUCUUGGUUCGAGUUUUCAAGGCCUCAGAUCCAUGGCUACGAUAUGACGUGCGUGGAACCGAUUUCUAAUACCAGGUUCGUUAGUGGAGCUGACGAGAAGAUUAUAAGAUCUUUUGAAGAGCCAAAAGGCGUUGCUCAAAUUUUGAGCCGAUUUUCAGGUAUUCCUAUUGAAAACGAGAACAGCAUGCCCGAGUCUGCAUCACUCCCUGCACUUGGUCUGUCGAGUAAAGCUACCACAGAAGCCGAGUUGGAAGAAGAUGAUGAUCCUGACGUGAGGGAAUCUAACGAGACAAAGAAUAUUUCUUUUGAUCUAAUUGCAUCCUCUUCAGAGCCACCUAUUGAAGAUCAGCUACAGAGGCACACCCUGUGGCCGGAAAUCGAAAAACUAUACGGUCAUGGCUAUGAAAUCUCGUGCUUGGACGUAAGCCCUGAUGCCCGACUGGUGGCAUCGGCAUGUAAAUCUAACAAUACUCAGCACGCUGUGAUACGAAUUUUUGACGUCGGAGCAUGGCUACAAGUAAGACCUGCAGAGCCUUUCCACAAUUUGACCAUUACCAGACUACGAUUCUCUAAGGACAACACACACUUAUUGAGCGUAAGUCGCGAUAGACAAUGGGCUGUUUGGGAGAGAAAUCCAUCAACAAAUGAGUUUGAUUUGGUUCACAAGAACGAAAAAGCUCACACUAGAAUCAUUUGGGACUGCGAGUGGGCUCCUUUGGGCUUUGGUAAAGUUUUCUUCACAGCUUCAAGAGAUAAAAGUGUCAAGGCCUGGCGCUUCACUCCUGAGGCAGCAACGUAUACACAGGUGUCUCAGGUAAAGCUGUCCGAACCAGUAACAGCAUUGGCAGUUUACCCCGAGCUAAUCGAUGGAAAAGUCUUGUUGGCGAUUGGGCUGGAGAGUGGUUCUGUCCAACUACAACACUAUGGUGACGAUUUUAACAAAUUGUUCGAGCUAAAUGAUGAGAUUUCGGCAGCCGAUAGGAUCAACAGACUGAGGUGGUCGUCAUACCACGAAGAUGGUUCGUGCAUCUUGGCAGCCGCAAGUGCAGAUCAUUCGGCCCGUAUUUAUUCUGUUGAGAUCAACCACAUAGAGAGUGCAUCUGGCUGUUAA